UAUGACCUGUGGCUUUUUGUAAUACACAAAAAUAUAAAGAGAAGAAAUGUCAAAAGUUUUAUUUUGAUUGUUAUGAAAUUAAUUAAAAUAUAUUUAAUAUUAAAAUGAGUAUUAUGAUGUACAUGCUUCGGCAAACGAAGACAGUUCUAUUUAAUCCUGCUGUGGCUGUAACAGAGGCAUUCAAUUUGCGCUUUUCCUCGAAUGAGAAAAUUAGUCCCCGAAUGCGAGAAUUCAAGGAGAAAUUGCGAGAAAAGACGCCAAUAGGUAAGCUAGACCAACCGUUAGGGAAGCAUCCCUAUGAGGAAAAGGAGCCCCUCGAACCUUGGCCAGAAAACACUAAUCCCCAUACCGGGGAAAUCGGAGGCCCCAAAGGUCCUGAACCAACAAGAUACGGAGACUGGGAAAGAAAGGGCAGAGUAACUGAUUUUUAGCUGAUAUAGUGUUAAUAGUUGUUUUGUUAUAAAUAAAUAUUUUACUUAUUUGAAA
Molecule: messenger RNA, 486 nt
Organism: Dendroctonus ponderosae (mountain pine beetle)
Lineage: Eukaryota; Metazoa; Arthropoda; Insecta; Coleoptera; Curculionidae
Product: succinate dehydrogenase assembly factor 4, mitochondrial
Exons: 2
Coding region: 105-431 (108 amino acids)
Biological process (GO): mitochondrial respiratory chain complex II assembly
Cellular component (GO): mitochondrion
Source: RefSeq, a predicted model, not a curated record